Juglans microcarpa x Juglans regia is the source of this 1638-nucleotide messenger RNA. Its product is annotated as serine/threonine-protein kinase-like protein At5g23170. Gene Ontology annotation, molecular function: protein kinase activity; ATP binding. Gene Ontology annotation, cellular component: plasma membrane. NCBI's taxonomy places the organism in Eukaryota, Viridiplantae, Streptophyta, Magnoliopsida, Fagales, Juglandaceae. Gene Ontology annotation, biological process: protein phosphorylation. The record is from RefSeq and is a predicted model, not a curated record. The transcript has a single exon. Bases 255 to 1328 code for a protein of 357 amino acids.
CAACUCUUUCGUUCUCGUCUAGCUUUCUCUACCUUUUUUGCUUUCUCCUAUAAUAUUUACUUUUUCCUUUUGAUGUCUCCCAGAGGCCAGAGCCUCUUUAUUCUCUGGGUUCUCUACAAAAGCAGCCUCUCUCCCACGCUUUUUUUCCCUUGAUAUUGAAGCCCUCAGCGGGCAAGAAAACCAUGUUUCCUUUGAUCGAGUGCUUGUAACUCAGAUUAGUUUAUAACUCUCUCCACGAUCAAAAGAAGAAGGAGAUGGAAAAAUAUGACUACGAAGAACUUGUGAAUUCGACACAGAGUUUCUCUCCCACGAGACUAAUUGGCAGAGGGAGCCAUGGAUCGGUCUACAAAGGCGUACUCAAAGAUAACAAACUCGUUGCGAUAAAGAAGCCAACGCGUAGCCCCGAAGCUCUUCACGAUAAGUCAAAGCUCGACAACGAAAUACGAGUGCUGUCAUCUCUGCGGGAAAACCCACAUGUCAUCAACCUUCUGGGAACGAGUCAAGACUCGGCCAACGGCAAACUCCUGGUCAUGGAACUCAUGCCCAAUGGCUCUCUCCAUGACUUGCUUCAUAUUUCCACAGCACCACCCACGUGGCCUAAACGCGUGGAAAUCGCCACCCAAAUCGCCCGGGCAGUGUGCUUUCUUCACGAAGGGCUGCCUUUGGUUAUCCACAGGGACAUUAAGUCUGCAAACAUUUUGUUUGACUCGAAUUGGAACUCAAAAUUGGCAGAUUUUGGACUUGCAGUUCUGCAACUCGACUCGCCGAGUCAGGUGAGUCAACCCGCUGGUACCAUUGGGUAUCUGGAUCCAUGUUACACUACGCCUAGCAAGCUCAGCACAAAAAAUGAUGUCUUCAGCCUUGGGGUGGUGUUGUUAGAGAUCAUUAGUGGAAGGAAAGCCAUUGAUAUGAGUAGGGCUCCAUCUUCCAUUGUGGAGUGGGCGAUACCUUUGAUCAAAGACCAAGUACGUAUCUCUGAGAUUUGCGACCCGAGGAUUGCAUUGCCUCCUUUCAUGGAGCCAACGAUAAGACACAUGCUAUGCAUCGCAGCGCGUUGUGUUUCAUCAAAUGAAGAUCAAAUUCGUCCUUCAGUUGCAGAAAUUAUUACGUUGAUGGAAAAUCCCCUUAUUCAUGAGCGCGUUCGAUUUCCUAUUUGGACAUGCCUUUUGCGGAGAAUGGUCCUUCCGAGGAGGCGUCGAAAAUUGGCUUCCCGUUUGCAGGCAAGAUCAUGCGCUGCUACAAAACAAGGUGAUCAUCAUGUUCAUUCUCAUCUAUCAAGUGGGACGCUAUUAUUGAAGGAGGUUUUGGCUGAUGUAACACACAAAUGAGUCGUUAAUUAACUCAAAACCUUAGUCUGAGUUUGGGCACUGAACUCAGAGAGGCUGGUCAAAAGUCAGUAUCAUAAGAUGAAGACUGGAAAUCUGCAGCGCAUGCACUCCAAACACAAGACUCCCAAAAGUUGGUAGCACGGAAUAUAACAAAGCUACCCACCCUGCUUUUGAUGCCCUGUCAUUUCAUGCUGAUCAUGGACUAUUAACCUAGCUAGAUCCCUCUCAUUCUAUAUAUGAUGGGGUUGUUGUUGAAUUGCUACCCCCUGCACCUAGUUUUUCCUUAUUUGGUCCAACAUCUAUUUAUGCA